GACGUGUAAAAACUACAUGAAAAUCCAUUCCCAAGAAGACUUACUCCUUCGUGAUGGAGAAAUAUGAAAAGAUUGGAAAGAUUGGAGAAGGCUCCUACGGGGUGGUGUUCAAGUGCAGAAACAGGGACACGGGUCAGAUCGUGGCCAUCAAGAGGUUCCUGGAAACUGAAGAUGACCCUGUCAUAAAGAAAAUUGCCCUUCGAGAAAUCCGCAUGCUCAAGCAACUCAAGCAUCCCAACCUCGUCAACCUCCUGGAAGUCUUCCGGAGGAAGCGGAGGCUUCACCUGGUCUUCGAGUACUGCGACCACACGGUGCUUCACGAGCUGGAUAGAUACCAGAGGGGGGUACCAGAACAUCUCAUGAAGAGCAUAAUUUGGCAGACACUGCAGGCUGUAAAUUUCUGCCAUAAACACAACUGCAUUCAUAGAGACGUGAAGCCAGAAAACAUUCUCAUCACAAAACGCUCUGUCAUUAAGCUCUGUGACUUCGGGUUUGCACGCCUUCUCACUGGACCAGGUGACUACUACACAGACUAUGUGGCCACCAGGUGGUACCGCUCACCAGAGCUGCUAGUAGGGGACACACAGUAUGGCCCCCCAGUAGAUGUCUGGGCAAUUGGCUGUGUGUUUGCUGAGCUGCUGUCUGGUGUGCCUCUGUGGCCGGGAAAAUCCGAUGUGGAUCAGCUCUAUCUGAUAAGGAAAACCUUGGGCGAUCUCAUUCCUAGGCACCAGCAAGUGUUUAGCAUGAAUCAAUACUUCAGUGGGGUGAAAAUCCCAGACCCGGAAGACAUGGAAACACUCGAGUUGAAAUUUCCAAACAUCUCCUACUCUGCCCUGGGCUUCUUAAAGGGAUGCCUCCACAUGGACCCAGCUGAGAGGCUGACGUGCGAACAGUUGUUGCAGCAUCCAUAUUUUGACAGCAUGCGAGAAGUUGGGGAUUUGACUAGACAUGACAAACCAGUGAGGAAGACCCUGAGACAGAGUCAAAAGCACCUGACUGGGAGACACCAUGACCAAGACAGCUUACAAAAGAAAGCAUUUGGGGCUUGCUUACAGUUUCAGAGGUUGCAGUACCUACCUCAGCUAACUAGCAGCAGCAUCCUUCCAGCGUUGGACAAUAAGAAGUACCACUGUAGUACCAAGAAAUUUAACUACCAUUUUCCAAAUAUUUAAGGAACUGGCAGAGUGAUGAAGAACCAAUAAUUUGAAGAAAAAAAAAUGUGCACAUUUGAUUCCUGUCUUGAACGCACACUGGGACAAAACACAAACAGGAAGCUGGAGACCACUUGCCAAGAUAGGAAGGGAAAUUCCAGAUCCAGACUCGCAUGCCUGGCGAGGAUGUCCAGAGGAGCUCUGGGUC
Messenger RNA from Acomys russatus (golden spiny mouse), 1359 nucleotides. It is a transcript of the gene Cdkl1, whose product is annotated as cyclin dependent kinase like 1. Gene Ontology annotation, cellular component: nucleus. The transcript has 10 exons. Gene Ontology annotation, molecular function: cyclin-dependent protein serine/threonine kinase activity; ATP binding. Gene Ontology annotation, biological process: protein phosphorylation. Bases 54 to 1172 code for a protein of 372 amino acids. Lineage: Eukaryota; Metazoa; Chordata; Mammalia; Rodentia; Muridae. The record is from RefSeq and is a predicted model, not a curated record.